This is a messenger RNA of Chenopodium quinoa (quinoa), 3118 nucleotides long. Its product is annotated as lateral signaling target protein 2 homolog. Gene Ontology annotation, biological process: male meiosis II. NCBI's taxonomy places the organism in Eukaryota, Viridiplantae, Streptophyta, Magnoliopsida, Caryophyllales, Amaranthaceae. The transcript has 3 exons. The record is from RefSeq and is a predicted model, not a curated record. Bases 2182 to 2901 code for a protein of 239 amino acids.
AAGUUCUGAAAUUGGGUGGGCUUCACACAGCCAAAUGCAAGUUUGCGGUGGAAUCUUGAACAUGCAAUCGGUUUUAUGGUGAGAAUGUUCUGAUGGCGUAAUGAAUUCAUGGGACUGAUCAACCCAAGCAAGGUCUCUUCUGUUCCAAUCUUCUGUCAAGUGUCAACGUGUGGUGGGCUGGUGGGAAUUUUAAGCUGAUCUCCAUCUGGUAUGUUGAGUUUAAUUUAGGAUAUUUUCUUCCUUCCUCACAUUUGGUGGAGGAAUUUGUCUAUCCUUGUAGGAAAUUUUGAUGAUGAAAGCUAAGUCUGUCGUAUAGGAUAAUUUUGAGGAAUUCUCUGUAUAGUUUCACAUAUAGAUGCUAGUGGGCCUUUGCCCUUCUGAAGUAGGGUUAGUACUUUGUCCUGCUGAAGUAGUCUCUCUCUCUUUGAAGUAGUGAGUUAGUACGGAUUAGUUCCAUUAGAGCUUGCUUUAUUAAUUUAAUUUUAAUUUUUUAAGUCUGCUGUGGAUGGCUAGUCAUUUAAUGCAUUAUACUCUGAACUUUAGGAAUAUAUUGUCACAUUGUCCCUAUCCCUCAUAAAUAAAUAAGGAUCGACGACGAUUUCACUUUAAUAUCCUGUAUGAUAGUUGUUUAUUCUUCCUGUCUACCCCACUCUUUAAGUGGGUGUAUGUUUCUCAACUCGGUCAUAAUCUAUUUUUUAGACAUCCCAAGAUAGUUGGUGUGAAUAUGAUUUUUGCAUGUUUUUUGUUAUGGUAGAAAGGAUCAUAGAAUUAAGCUAAAUUAGAGUUUGUUACAAGAGUUUCCCUGCUAGCAAGUAUAUGCAGAGCAUAUUAGUCAUCCAUAGCACCUUUUGCAUCACAUAUUACCGAGAUCAUGCUCACUUUUUUUCUCGUCAAAGUUGCUUGUUCUUUGAGAGCAGGUUGCCUCAUUAUCUAGAGCUUUUUUGUUUGGUAAUUGGAUAGUUGGUUUCUUAGGGGGACUCUUUUCAUGCCACAAUGACACUACUAGAGUACUAGCUACUCCGUACCUGUACUAUUCGUUCAUUAUAUGGUUUAUUUCAUUUCGUUUUGUAGCCAUGGAUUGGCUGAAUUCAACCCCUCUUCUGUCCUCUUGUUUUUCUCUCUUGCCUUUUCAAUGAUUCUUGAUUUCGUUUCUUGAAGGAAUGGCCAGAUGCCUUUAUUUUCUUCCUUUACAAAGAAAACCUCGUAUUCUCGCCACAGAGACGUAUGCCAAGACUUCAUUGCCAAUUGAGUGAUACGGCGUCUGUGCAUUUUUAGUAGCAAAAGUGAAGCUUGCCGGGUCAAGAUUUGAACCGAGUAACUACAAUUAAUAGUAAGACUAAAAAUAAAUUAAAAAAUCAUUUCACUUAAUUGCCACUUGUACUAAGCUUUGAAAAACGUUACUCCAAAGUCCAAAGGAAUGCUACUCGUAUUAGAAUAAGACGUAGUGAGGCACAUAGCACAUGUAUUAGUUCUACUACGUAUAUUUUUCACAAGUAACUUCGUACAUUUAUUAUUUGCAUACACUAAAAAAAUACUACAAUCAUAAUUUGAAAGUACAUACAAGUACAAUAUGCACGAUAUGCUGGAAGUACAAUAUUUGUGGCAAUAAAAGUAAAUUUUUAGCCACAGAUAUCGUACGUAUUUAUAUGGUAUAUACGGAGUAGUUUAGUUGGUAAAGUAUGCUUGUUUCUAACACCAAUUUGGUUGAUAACAUGCUCAACAUAGUAGGAGUUUGUUACGAAGUGUCUUACAAUCUUGCCAUCUCACAACAACAGCCGAAAAAAAAAAAGAAAAAAAAAAGAAUAAAAGGAUGAUAAGGGAGAGAUUUAGAAGGGGAAGGAAUAGAAAAAAAAAAAAAAAAAAAAGAGCUGUCCAAUUUGUCUGUCUCAAAAAAAGAAGAAAGUGAACUAAUUCUUGUUGCAAUGAUUUAAUUUAAAAAUCCCAACGUUCCCAUUUUCAAAAACCGAAUUUUAUUGGAGCCAAAUUUCCUUUCUAUAACAUAACUUUUCCGUGUCACUUUUACUCCCAAGUCCCAACUAACCCCUUAUUCUUCACUUCUUCUACCUUUAUUUCACCCAUUUGAUCAUAUUCACAAAACAUACCUAGCUCCCUCUUUCCACAGAGAAGGAGGGGGAUCAAGCACGAUUUAGCAAGCGAGCUCGAGAGAGGCAUACAAGGGUAAUGGGGUGGACCUUAUUUGCAUGUUUUGGUGGUACAAAUAAGAGAAAACGGCCGAAGUCAGCCUCUAAAUUUGGCUCCAAAAGCAGAAGAAGAAUUCGGGGAUAUGAGCCAUUGCAUUCGGAUAAUUCUAAAGUGCUGGACGCACCACAAACCCUCGGCGGCACAAGGGAGAAGCCGAAAGAUGAAACGAAGACAAGGAUCAGAAAGAAAGUGAGGUUUAAUUUGGAGGUGGUAACUUAUGAGCCGCUGAGCUCACAAGAGGAUGACCAUGAUGAUAACAAUUGGGAAGAAAGAGGCGACGAAAAAACAGAUCAAGCAACAGCAGCAGUAGAAGCCUGUCUAAUCUGUGCACCUCUCAGUAAAACUAUCUCAACUGAAUCAAAACUGCCAUUGUACUCAUCAAACUACAGAUACAACUGUUGUUAUGAUGGUGAAGAUGAAUAUGACGAGGUUGAGGAUGAUGAUGAUUAUGGUCAGCUAAGUGAUGAUGAAGAUGAUGAUGACGACAUUGAUAAUGAUUAUGAAGAUGAUGAUAGUUGCACGAUUGAUCCUCAGAGCACAUACAAUGAGAAAGUAACUGAGGAACUUCGCGAUUGUUCUUCUGUGCCUCUUAUCAGUUCUGCAACAAACGCUCGACUAAGGAGCCACUACAUAGUACCGGUGCUGAACCCUAUAGAGAACCUUUCUCAGUGGAAGACAGUUAAAACAAGGAAAUGCUAAUUUUGAGUGUGAGUGUGAGUGUGUGCAUGAUUCUAUUUUCCUAUUCCUCAAAAUGAUUAUUUUGUUUGUGUUUGUGUAUGGCCAAGUUUUACUGAUCAACAUACAAGCCAGUAUUCCCCUCCUGUAAUCAACAGAUUAUUUUUGGCCUGAAAGAAAAAUAUUUUGGGUGUAAAACAAUUCCAAUGCUUAAAACCAAUGCCAGGAUAAUACACAAAAA